Plasmodium malariae is the source of this 1953-nucleotide messenger RNA. RefSeq names its product acid cluster protein 33 homologue, putative. Bases 1 to 1953 code for a protein of 650 amino acids. Lineage: Eukaryota; Apicomplexa; Aconoidasida; Haemosporida; Plasmodiidae. The record is from RefSeq and is a predicted model, not a curated record. The transcript has a single exon.
AUGGAACCACAAAAACUAACGAUGCACGAGGCAUAUAAAAAAUUUUGUUCGAAACAUCCUUUGAAAAAACUGUCAAUGCCGAAAAGUGACUUAGUAUGGUCAUACUAUGAUAUUAAUAGUAGGAACGAAAAUAUUGUGAUAUUUUUACAUGGGAUAUGUGGAACAGCUGGAUGUUAUUUUUACCAGUUAGAUGAGCUAGCUAAUUUAGGAUUUCGAGUAAUUUCAUUUCAGUACCCAUGUUAUAAUUAUCUAAAAGAUUGGAUAAAAAAUAUGUGUAAUAUAUUAGAAUAUUUAAAUAUAAAGAAGGGUCAUUUUUUUGCGUCAGACUUAGGUGGAUAUUUAAUUCAAUUAUAUGCAAAGUUAUAUCCAUCGAAAAUUGAAUCUCUAAUUUUAUGUAACUCUUACAGAAGAACAGACGAUUUUGCUGCCAUUGCGUCUUUUCGAAAUGUGUAUGGAAAGUUAUAUAGCUUUUUACCACAUGUGUUAUUAAAAAAAAUAAUAUUAGAGGAUUAUAUAUAUGGCAAUUAUGUAAAUAUAGAUUUAAAAGAAAAAAAUUCUUUAGAAUUUAUGAGUAAUGAAAUUGAUUUAAUAUCUGCAGCAGAUUUAGGGGGUAGGAUAAGUUUACAAUUAUCAUCGGAAAGUGUUGAUAAAUUAUACAUUAACGAGAAAUCUAUAACCAUUUUACAAACACUGAAUAAUAUGUAUACAGAUAGUUUAAAUGAAGAUAUGAAAAAAGCUUAUCCAUUUGCUAAACAUGCAAUUAUGAAAUCGGGGGGUUCUUUUCCUUAUCUUAGUAGGUAUGAAGAAGUCAAUAUGUAUAUCUUAGUUCAUCUUAGAAAUAAUUGUAACGCUGCAUUUGUCAAAGAACAGAUUAGUAAUAUGAGUUAUAUCCACAGACAAAAAAGUGAAGAAGGUAAUAUAGGUCAAAUUUCUUUUGGCAAAAAUUUUCCUAGCCUUAAUGAAGGAAAACAUAAGAAGAGUAACCAAGAAAGCUGUAAAAUAAUUAGAAGCGUUAAGCAGAGUAUUAAUGAUCAUCCGUGUGAUUGUAGUAACCCUAAUGGAAGUAAAUUCAAUAGCAGUUGCUGUCAUAACAAUAGUACAUAUGCGUUUAGGGAAAGGCAAGAAUCUGAGCAAGGAAAAAACGAAAUAUUAAAUAUACAAAAAAAUAAACUUGAUAAUGUGUAUGAAAAGGACCACUGCAAUUUUAAUUUUUACAAACACGGCAGUUAUAACAGUUACGAAAAUUUUAGCAGGAAGGAUACUUUGACAAGCGACGAAAUUACGAAUACUACUGAACAUGUUAAUAAUUAUUCCUACGGUAAUUAUUAUGAGGAUAAUAAACAGAAUUAUCAUAGCGGUGAUAGCUACAGUGGGGGUAGCCACAACGGUGAUAGUCACAGUGGUGAUACCCGCAAUAGUGAUAUCCGCAAUAGUGAUAUCCGCAAUAGUGAUACCCGCAAUAGUGAUAUUCGCAAUAGUGAUAUCCGCAAUAGUGAUAUCCGCAGUAGUAAUACCUCUAGUGGAUAUAAUAACCAUGUACAUGUACACACAGAUGAGAGGAAUGCCAAAUUUAACAAAAGGAGCACAAAAGGAUAUGACCAACAAUACCGUUAUGAUGAACAAGAUGAUAAUUAUUCAAAUGUACACAAUUUAACAAAUGAUGAAUUUGCAAAUAAUCCCAAUGUUUUUAAUAUAAAUCAUAAUGAUGGUAAUUACAGAAAUAGUUACUAUGAGGAAAGAAAUACAAUAUAUACAGAUGAUAAUAGAUAUAGUAAUAUUGGGAAAGAACGUACAUAUGCAAGUAACGAAAAAUGUGGUGUAAAUAAUCCAAACUUAGCAAAUUCGGAGCAAUAUUAUAAUGAGUCGUUAAAUUAUCAAGAAAAUUUUAAUGAAAAUGACACUACAUAUAACCAUGCUAAUGUUAAUAAAAAUGACAUUUUUUGUCAUUUUUAA